Paramecium octaurelia is the source of this 271-nucleotide messenger RNA. The record is from the annotation of a GenBank genome assembly. NCBI's taxonomy places the organism in Eukaryota, Ciliophora, Oligohymenophorea, Peniculida, Parameciidae.
AUGAAGGGCUUUUUCAAGUCCAUAUUACCAAUUUAUAAUUUAUAAGAAUCGAGUCGAGAAUUAUAGUCUAAGGAGAGAAAUCUAAGUAGAUAAUAUUCAGUAUGUUGAAUAUUAUCUGAUACAUAGGUAUUCCAAUUGAAGAGAGGUAGGUUCUAUAUAUUAAAUUCUAGUUCCUUAAAUAUGUGUGAAGCCACCGAUUGAAAAGGCAAGGUAAAGAGCAUAAUCUGAUAAUUCUCACGCCUGCUCAAAUUUUAGAGAAUAAAAAAAUUGA